GUGUUUCCAGUUCCAUCUGAAGCAGAGAGAGAGAGAGAGGUAGUAAAAUUGUAUUGAAACAUAAACCCAUUCAUGGCUGAUCCAGUAGAAACCCUCCAACCACAUGUACUCAUCUUCCCCCUCCCAGCACAAGGCCAUGUAAAUUCCAUGCUCAAGCUCGCCGAGCUUCUCUGCCUCUCUGACUUCCACGUCACCUUCCUCGUCUCCGACCACACCCAUGAUCGCCUCCUCCGUCACACAGACGUUCACAAGCGUUUCGAACACUAUCCUAAAUUUCGGUUCCAAACGUUUUGCGAUGGAAUCCCAGCAGAGAGCGCUCGAUCUGGAAAUGAUUUUCUAACGGAGCUGAUUGUUUCUUUGAAAACCGUAAUAAAACUGUUUUUCAGAGAACUGCUUUUUCGCUCUAAUUGUCUGAGCUCUGAGACGAAUCGGCCUGUAACGUGCAUGAUAACAGAUGGGGUAUUGAGUUUCGCUAUUGAUAUUGCUGAAGAGAUGGGUAUUCCCAUCAUUUAUUUCCGAACAAUCAGCGCUUGUGCCUUCUGGGCUUACUUUUGCAUUCCUCAACUCAUUGAAGCUGGCGAGCUUCCCUUCAAAGGAAACAAUUUGGAUGUACCAAUAAAAAGCAUACCGGGCAUGGAAGCUUUUCUCCGGCGACGUGACCUUCCUGGUAUUUGUCGUACCGAUGACUUAAACAACCCGGAUUUCCAGUUUGUGUCGACUGAGACCAGGCAAACAACACGAGCUCAAGCCCUCAUACUCAACACAUUCGAAGACCUAGAAGGACCCAUACUCUCUCACAUACGAAUUCGCAUGCCAAACGUCUACACAAUUGGACCACUCCAUUCACACCACAAGACAAGGCUGGCAGCAACAGCACCGCCAAUGGUGGCAACCACCACGUCGAACAGUCUCUGGGAAGAAGAUAGCAGCUGCAUAACGUGGCUCGAUGCACAACCAUCACAAUCUGUGAUCUAUGUAAGCUUCGGAAGUAUUGCGACCAUCACAAACCGUCAACUGAUGGAGUUGUGGCAUGGUUUGGUGAAUAGUGGGAAGCGGUUUUUGUGGGUCAUACGAUCACAAUUGGUCACCAGCGGAGAUGGAGAGGCCCAGAUUCCGGCAGAGCUGUUAGAGGCGACGAAGGAAAGGGGGUACGUGGUCGGGUGGGCCCCACAAGAAGAGGUCCUAGACCACCCGGCCGUUGGCGGGUUUUUAACUCACAGUGGGUGGAACUCGACUUUAGAGAGUAUAGUUGCUGGAGUACCAAUGAUAUGUUGGCCUUACUUUGUGGAUCAACAAGUGAAUAGUAGGUUUGUUGGAGAGGUGUGGAAGCUUGGGAUGGAUAUGAAGGACACUUGUGAUAGAGACAUUGUUGAGAAGAUGGUCAAGGAUCUAAUGGAGGUAAGGAAAAGUGAGUUGGUUCAAUCGGCUAAUCGGAUGGCUGAGUUGGCUGGAAAAGCCAUUGGUAAAGGGGGAUCAUCUUUUUGUAAUUUGGACCGUCUGAUCGAAGACAUCAAACUGAUGAGCAUGCAAUCACCCAAAAUAACUUGAAUUGUUUUCAACAAAAUUUGUGUUAUUCGUUAUUUGAAAAUAAUAAAGCAUCUUUAUUUAGUCAACA
Camellia sinensis is the source of this 1615-nucleotide messenger RNA. Its product is annotated as 7-deoxyloganetic acid glucosyltransferase. Gene Ontology annotation, molecular function: quercetin 3-O-glucosyltransferase activity; quercetin 7-O-glucosyltransferase activity. The record is from RefSeq and is a predicted model, not a curated record. NCBI's taxonomy places the organism in Eukaryota, Viridiplantae, Streptophyta, Magnoliopsida, Ericales, Theaceae.